Brassica oleracea var. oleracea is the source of this 1313-nucleotide messenger RNA. RefSeq lists its product as uncharacterized. NCBI's taxonomy places the organism in Eukaryota, Viridiplantae, Streptophyta, Magnoliopsida, Brassicales, Brassicaceae. The record is from RefSeq and is a predicted model, not a curated record. The transcript is spliced from 3 exons. Bases 199 to 1170 code for a protein of 323 amino acids.
CUGUUCUCUUCCUUCCAAGCAUAAAAUCAAGGAUUCCUCUCUAAAGUGUUAAAGGGAAGGAACGCAGUCCAGUCCUGAAGCGAGUGUUGUCCGUGUUGUGAAAGGCUGGUACUUGAUUCUUCUCUACUUGUGUCCUCCAUCCUGUCUUAGUAUGAUAGCUUGACAAACCUACAUACAAGUGCCUCCUGUGCGGUAAAAAUGUCUCUGCUUUGCUCUUCAUCUCGUGUAGCUCCCCCCUUGUCACAGACCAAACUGUCAAGUCCACGUUUUCUGAAACUCAAAACACGUACCUUAACUCUAUGUUCUUCCAUCAGCUACACUAAUGUCAGGAAGCACAUCAGUUACAUGUUCGCAGAAUCACAUAAGUUUGGUAGGCUAACAAAGAGUCAGAUACUAGUUAGUCCGGAGUCUUUUACAGAGAACAGCACAAUAGAUAUGGAUUGGGAAGAUCAAGAGGACGUGGAGGAUACCGGUUCACCAUGGGAAGGUUCGAUUAUGUACCGGAGAAAUGCUUCAGUCACACACGUUGAAUACUGCACCACCUUAGAGAGGCUUGGGUUGGGGAAGCUGUCUACUGAGGUCUCGAAGAAGAGGGCUUCUUCGAUGGGACUUAGAGUGACAAAAGAUGUCAAGGAUUUUCCGGACGGGACACCCGUUCAAGUUUCGGUUGAUGUCAUAAGGAAGAAGAAGAAGCUGAGACUCGAUGGGAUUGUCAGGACCGUUAUCACACUUGGCUGCAACAGAUGCGGUGAGGAAGCAGGUGAGAGCAUCUUCUCCAACUUCUCGUUGUUACUAACCGAAGAGCCAGUUGAAGAACCGGAUGUCAUUGAUCUAGGAUUCACUUUCGGUAAUGACAAAGCCAAUUCCUUUUCUUUGGACGACGGAGAAGAAGAUGAGGAUGAGGAUGAUGAGAUAGAUUGGGAGGAUAAGCUCCAUUUUCCACCUGAGGUGAAAGAAGUAGAUAUCUCAAAGCAUAUAAGAGACUUGGUGCAUUUAGAGAUCACCAUGAACGCUAUAUGUGAUCCUGCGUGUAAAGGAAUGUGCUUGAAGUGCGGUGCGAAUCUGAAUAAGAGGAAGUGUGAUUGUGGCAGUGAAGAGAAGGAUAAAGGAUAUGGACCUCUUGGGAACCUGAGAAAGCAAAUGCAACAGAAAGAGGGUCUUAGAAACUAAACACCCAACAACUACUUUUUUUUGGAUUUGUAUCUUUUCUUUCUCGGUUUACUGUUAUAAAACCUCAAACUCAAAUGUACCGAAAAUUUCAUUAGAGAAUCUGAAGUGGCUAAAGCUUUAGUUCAAGCUCAUCAUUCAGCGUA